CGUGCCAUGCGGCGACUAAAUGUCAAGUAGCAAGUUUAGUUUAUUUCCGAUGCUUUCUUCCCGCUGGCAAUCUUAUCAAGAUGGGUGCUUACCAAUCCAGAUCAGUAAACUUGUGGAGGAAUGCUCAACAUGCCGACCAGGUGGUGUGACCUAACGAAAGAGUCCCUAUAUGCUUAAAAAAUACCUUAUAAGUCUAUUUUCAUGGAGCCUAGUCAGCCAUGAUAUUCGGUUAGAAAUUCUCGCCGCUAUUUUAAAAAGUCUAGUGCCUCUUCGGGUUCUAUCUAUUCAUGCAUCCGCUCACUCAUUAGACGCUUCAUGCGAAUUUUCAUCCAUAGUGAGCCAUGUAAGGCUCUCGAUACUCAUACUCCAUUUCCUGCUAUUUGUUCUCCACGGAUUCAUCCCCGGAACUGUCAGGAUCCCGGCCCUCUGUUCCCGGGAGGCGUCCGUGUUUCGCAGACUGAAAACAACCCGUGGAAGCCUUUCGCUCCAGCUAUGCGUUUUACUAUCCACUUGGCUAUCUGAUACAGAGUUUACGUGUCGCGAAAUCACAUUGAGCAAGAUAUCCUCCGAAAUGUGUAUAUCAUUCAACCCGGAUUGCAAGUUGGACAAAACACGGUAUGGCGACGGCAUACAGGAGGUAAUGAUGCCUCGUGUACAUGGAGAUCCUAUGUCGAAGUCAUUUAACGUUGUGAUCCUCAAUAUUGUGGAUAAAACUCUCUUACUCGCUGCAGAUCUCGACAUUGAGCGCUGUCCCUAUGAUAAUUCCGUCAAUCUAACAUCUCGCAUUUCUUUCUCCUGUUAACCUGCAUUGGCAACCGAAAGAUAACGUAGGAUAACACACAAGUUGGAUCAAAAGACUGCAGGUAUGUCGGUAAAUAGGUGAGC
Molecule: messenger RNA, 885 nt
Organism: Aspergillus alliaceus
Lineage: Eukaryota; Fungi; Ascomycota; Eurotiomycetes; Eurotiales; Aspergillaceae
Exons: 1
Coding region: 170-802 (210 amino acids)
Source: RefSeq, a predicted model, not a curated record